Solenopsis invicta (red fire ant) is the source of this 1634-nucleotide messenger RNA. RefSeq names its product argininosuccinate lyase (gene Argl). Bases 87 to 1499 code for a protein of 470 amino acids. The record is from RefSeq and is a predicted model, not a curated record. The transcript has 11 exons. NCBI's taxonomy places the organism in Eukaryota, Metazoa, Arthropoda, Insecta, Hymenoptera, Formicidae. Gene Ontology annotation, molecular function: argininosuccinate lyase activity. Gene Ontology annotation, cellular component: cytosol.
CUCUCCAGUUUCAUUUCACAAACAACUUUUGCAGACGAAACUCUUAUUUCUCAUAAACAUUACUGAAAUUAUAAAGUGUAGUAAUAAUGGAUGGAGAACUAAAACGGACUUAUCAGAAGCUAUGGGGCGGUCGAUUUACCGAAGAUGUUGAUCCAGACUUCCAUAAUUUAAAUUCAUCAAUUAAUAUUGACAAGCGAAUGUAUGCUGAAGAUAUACAGGGAAGCGUAGCUUAUGCACGUGCUCUUUGCAAGAUAAAUCUUCUCUCAGAAAAAGAAUUGCAAAUUAUGAAUGCGGCUUUUAAUCAGAUAAAAGACGAAUGGGACAGUAACAAAUUUAUUAUAAACCAUGAAGAUGAAGAUGUACACAGUGCUAACGAACGAAGACUUUCGGAAUUAAUUGGUGACGUGGCAAAGAAAUUACAUACAGGUAGAAGUCGCAAUGAUCAGACAAUAACCGAUACCAAACUAUGGCUUAGAAAGUCCAUCGACAGACUUUUGUUAAGAGUCAAGAACUUCAUUGAGAUCCUCAUAAUUCGAGCGGAACAAGAUAUGGACGUACUUAUGCCUGGGUAUACGCAUAUGCAACGAGCACAGCCUAUUAGAUGGAGUCAGUGGUUACUUAGCUACGCUUGGUAUAUGAAACAAGAUUUGGAAAGACUAUUAGAAGUGCGUAAACGUGUGAAUAUUUUACCACUUGGGAGUGGUGCAAUAGCAGGAAAUCCGUUUCCAAUUGACCGUCAAUUUCUGGCUAUAGAGCUUGGGUUCGACGAAAUUACCCAAAAUAGUAUGCAUGCUGUUGGAGAUCGAGAUUUUGUCGCUGAAUUCUUAUUUUGGUCAUCUUUGUCGACGGUGCACUUAAGCCGUUUCUGCGAGGAUUUGAUUAUGUACAACACUCAGGAAUUCAAUUUUAUUAAAUUUGCUGAUAAAUAUUCUACUGGUAGCAGUUUGAUGCCUCAGAAGCGUAAUCCAGAUUGCAUGGAAUUAAUACGCGGGAAAACUGGUACUAUAUUAGGAAAGUGUAUUGGCUUCAUGAUAACACUGAAAGGAAUUCCAUCAACGUACAAUAAGGAUCUUCAAGAAGAUAAAGAGAUGCUAUUUUAUACAUAUGAUAUGUUAUAUCAAAUGUUUUAUAUAGCCGAAAAAGCAUUAGUUACUUUGCAAAUAAAUAGAGAAAUUUGUAAAGAUGCUUUGACACCUAAUAUGCUUGCAACCGAUAUGGCAUAUUAUCUUGUAACCAAAGGCGUACCUUUUCGAGAAAGUCAUCAUUUGGUUGGAAAAGCUGUUGCUUUAGCUGAAUCAAAAGGAAUAUCCUUAUCAGACUUAACUGUAUCACAAUUAAAAACAAUAAGUGAAAGAUUUGAAGACAACGUAUCGUGUAUUUGGAAUUUCAACUUUAGCGUGGAUCAAUACCAAACAACUGGUGGAACUAGCUUGAAAACAGUACAACAACAAAUUAACAAUUUAAAAUUUUGGCUACAUGAUUUUCCGUUUAAAAAAUAACUGUACUUAAAGUAAUUAUUUUUGUUUUUUGUAAAACUAAAUAACUUUAGCAUUUUCUUAAUGAAUGAACUAGUGAUUGCACAGUUGUAAAUACACAGAUAUGAUUUUUAAGAUACAUACGAUUUAUGAAACAUU